Messenger RNA from Cotesia glomerata, 433 nucleotides. RefSeq names its product 60S ribosomal protein L39 (gene RpL39). The transcript has 3 exons. The record is from RefSeq and is a predicted model, not a curated record. Gene Ontology annotation, biological process: translation. NCBI's taxonomy places the organism in Eukaryota, Metazoa, Arthropoda, Insecta, Hymenoptera, Braconidae. Bases 114 to 269 code for a protein of 51 amino acids. Gene Ontology annotation, cellular component: cytosolic large ribosomal subunit; ribosome. Gene Ontology annotation, molecular function: structural constituent of ribosome.
AAUUUUCCCGCCCGCGCAGAACAUUCUGCGCAGUUUCACUUCCGCGCAUGUGCAAGGGUAGCCAUCUUGCUCCCCGCUUUUUUUAUUUCUUUUAGCGUCUACAAGCAGACAAGAUGUCGGCACACAAGACGUUUAUUAUCAAGCGAAAACUCGCUAAAAAGCUUAAACAAAAUCGGCCGAUUCCCCAAUGGGUGAGAAUGCGAACUGGCAACACCAUCAGGUACAACGCCAAGAGGCGUCAUUGGAGAAGAACCAAGUUGAAGUUGUAAGAAGUUAUAACAGAUUAUUCCACUCCACUUCUCCAACAACUGGACAUUUAUCUUUAAUAAUUAUUUAAUUAUUUAAUAAAUAAUUAAAAACGACUGUAAUUAUUCACAAUAAUAUUCCAGAUGUCUGCAGUGGAAUUUGUUAAUAUAAUUUAAACAACUUUAUA